AUGUUUUUUUCUGCACCACUCUCGAUUCUCAGUUCGCUAUCAUUUUUAUAUAACUCCUCCUCAAAACAAAAAUCCACUUCAUCAAAACAAAAACCCAUUUCAUCAGAACAAAAACCUACUUUGUCAGAAAAACCUAUCCUAUCAGAACAAAAAUCCGUCUCCUCUUUCUUUUCCAAGAAUUUUUUCAGGAUCAAUUCUACCUCUGUAAAGUCGCGCAAAAUAUUUAAUAAUUAUAUCGCUUUUGGUAAUUCCUUCUCUGAUACCGGAAAUAGUUACAAAUUGACAAAUAAAGUAUGGCCAAAUGAUGUAAACUAUAAAGGCCAUUUUAGUAAUGGUAAAGUUUGGACUGAAUAUCUUGCUGAACUACUCAAUAUCAA
Molecule: messenger RNA, 377 nt
Organism: Dentiscutata erythropus
Lineage: Eukaryota; Fungi; Glomeromycota; Glomeromycetes; Diversisporales; Gigasporaceae
Source: the annotation of a GenBank genome assembly